This is a messenger RNA of Scophthalmus maximus (turbot), 1412 nucleotides long. RefSeq names its product thiamine triphosphatase (gene thtpa). The record is from RefSeq and is a predicted model, not a curated record. Gene Ontology annotation, biological process: dephosphorylation; thiamine diphosphate metabolic process; thiamine metabolic process. Gene Ontology annotation, molecular function: magnesium ion binding; thiamine triphosphate phosphatase activity. Bases 383 to 1057 code for a protein of 224 amino acids. The transcript is spliced from 4 exons. Lineage: Eukaryota; Metazoa; Chordata; Actinopteri; Pleuronectiformes; Scophthalmidae.
GUGAACGACAGUGAAGUCCCCGUCCCGUCCGCCCGGGCGGGGACGACCUGCGGAGAGCUGGAUGACUUCACAUGUGGCCGGUGCUUCCCCACCGGACGGUCUGUGUGUGGGGGAGAGUCGGUGGGGGUGAACAUUGACGAAGGUGGGGCGGAUUAAAACUGCACCAUUCGUGCCCCUGCGCUACUGGGGCAGGAGGUGAUGCUCCUCAACACCCUCAUAGCUGCCUGCGACUGCGCCUGUGCAGAAUACACUCUGCUGACGUGUAUCGGCGCCGCUCCGCUCGAGCCAUCGCAGAGUUCUCGACGCCGAGUCCCGUGGAUUGGAGGAUCUGACCUGCGAAGGUGCGUGGGGCUGCAGCUGGGCUCUUUUGAGACACGCCACGAUGAGUGUGGAAGUGGAGAGAAAGUUCAUAUGCAAUGCUGAAACUCUGAAGACUCUGGAGGAGAUCGGAGCUGUCUGUCUUGGUCAGCGACAGUUUCAUGACCAGUAUUUUGACAAUCCCCAGUUUGACCUGACCUUGAGAGACAUGUGGCUGCGUAAACGUAAAGGAUGCUGGGAGCUCAAGUGUCCAACAGUAGCAGUCGGCGGGACAGAAGCGAUGAGUGGGGAGCAAAGUAAAGCGGCAGCGCUGUGCACUCGCUACAAGGAGAUAACCAGCCUGCAUGACAUCCAGCUGAGAGUGACGGAGGUUAUCAAAGACGUUUGUGAGGACGGAGACACAGAGGCAGCCUCCUCACACCAGGACGAGUCUUGGCUGGGCAAAAUUAAUCUGGUAUGCUUUGCGGAGUUUACAACAGUGCGGAGGUCAUUCACUUUAGAGGAGGAGGGGGUGCAGAUAGAUCUGGACCAGGCCGACUUUGGCUACCAUGUGGGGGAGGUAGAGGUGCUCGUACCAGAGGGAGGAGAUGUGCAGGCCGCUCUGGAGAAAAUUGAAAGAACAGCUCGAAGGCUGGGUCUGACUGGAGAACAACAGCGAGUUGAAGGAAAAAUGGAUGUUUACCUUAAAAGGAAUCACCCUGAGCACUACGCAAAAUUGCUAAGUGUGCACAUUUUAUGAAAGACCAAUGUUGGUUUUUAACAUAUGGACAGUCAUAUCUGUAAAUAGAGGUAUUAUGAGAAAAACAUAAUAAAAAUGUGCCCGCAGCUUUAGAGAGGCUCAAAGUGGACCUGGCUCUCCCAAGACAUUUAAACGUUAGUAAGCAGCAACAGACCUCUCCUCUCUCCCUGACAUUCUUGUCCCAUGUGCUGCAAACAACAGCUGUGUUUUUGUCUGGUUAUAAUGUGGAGUGUGAGAAUACUGUUAAUACUGUGAAUACAUGGGGUGACAUGCUCUCCAUUUACAGUAACUGUGUUGUGUUAAAAACAGAUAUAAAACAUGUAAAAAAUCCACAUUAAAAAAAUCUUCAUAUCCA